This is a messenger RNA of Danio rerio (zebrafish), 3782 nucleotides long. Lineage: Eukaryota; Metazoa; Chordata; Actinopteri; Cypriniformes; Danionidae. The record is from RefSeq and is a predicted model, not a curated record.
GUAAAAAAAUAGGCUAUAUAAAAAUAAAUAAAUAUAAACAAACAAAAUUAUGAUUGUCUAGAAUUGGUUACACUUCAGACUAGAUAGGAAUAAGUAGUACAUUUCAAAUGCCCUUUAAUUGAAACUGUUAUCAACAUUUUAGUCACACAGUGCAGUAAACAGUUACAGACAUUUCAACACACACUCACCUCUGCCAGAGUUAUCAGACAGUAUCAUCUCCAAAUAGAUAUUCCACCUGAGCAUCUCAAUGUCAGCAUUCUUCACAGUAAUGUUCGAUUAGAUAACAAUCACAACCUGUAAGACCCAAACGCCGUUAUGAGUUUUAAACAGAUGCACUUGGGAAAGCUUUCCAAUGUCCCUUUAAAAAAUAUCUCCAGCAAGUGCGUUGCAGUUGCUUCAGCAGCCGCGAGGGGCGUCUUUGCUCCACUUUUGAGGCGCUCACAUUCAGUUCCUCUCCGUACUGAGGGCAAGUGGAGAUAUCGGCAUUUUAUCAACCCGCGAACCCACAAUCGUGAGGAACGAGGGUUAAAAAAAAUCCCUCUAUGGUCUUUUACCUUCAUUGCGACACCUAAGGAACUGCACCGGGAUGUGUGUUUGUAUUUUUUUUUCUGAUGAGACGACGGAUUGUGGAUUAACAUCAGUCUUAAAACUGCAUUAGGGAAAUCAUAUGCUGUUUUACUCUGCGAAAUAGUUGGACCGAAUCAUGUCGCUGUCACAAAUGUUUCCUGCUUGAGCUUUUUCUUCGUUUGGAUUGUAUUUUCUCCCUCCUGCUGCCACCGUCAUUAGUGGAAGAAGCACUCUGGAAAUGUUGGAAAUGGCAAAGAGUAUUGGAAAUAGAGCUUCAUGGAUAUAGACCAACCACUGCACCGGACUUGAUUUAUCUGCGGACGACCUGCCACAAAUGCCUCCCCCACCCCUGCCCCGCACGUAGCCAAGAUGGAAAUCUACACUGUCAAUAGGAUGGGACCUGACGAAUAGCUGGCUUCCUGAUGAAGAUGUUACUUGGAUCUGUAUUUCAAUCCAUGUGGGAAUACUUGCCAUGCAAAGAGGCUUUGAGAUUUUUGACAGCUUCACUCUUGGAACGUCUGACAUCUUGGGUUUGAUUGCUUUCUUUUGUGCGAGUGGAUCUAAACUACCGCCGCUGCUGUUAGCGGGACUAGCGUGAAGAGGAUUAAACCAUGCCCUUCCAACAACCAAACCGCCUGAGCAGCAUCUGGAAGGCCAUGUGUCCGAGGCUAGGCCUCAGUGCUAGCCUGGAUCUGCCAUUCUUGUGUUGGAUAGUAGGCUUGGCCCUGCAUGCCCAGCUGGCCGCUUCGGAAAAACUGGAUGAAACGGACCCCAUUGUCACUACCACUUACGGAAAAGUGCGGGGAUUCAAAAAAGAACUCAAUAAUGAGAUCUUGGGGCCUGUUAUUCAGUUCCUGGGGGUUCCCUACGCAGCACCUCCAACAGGCGAAAGGCGCUUCCAGCCACCUGAACCCCCUAUUUCGUGGUCAGAAAUCCGCAACGCAACUCAGUUUGCCCCUGUUUGUCCACAAACCCUGCUGGAGGGCAGGCUACCGGACGUUAUGCUGCCGGUUUGGUUCACCAACAGUAUUGAAGUGGUGUCAUCUUACGUACAGGACCAGAGUGAGGACUGCUUAUUCUUAAACAUAUACGUGCCAACGGAGGAUGUAAAAAGAAUAUCCAAGGAAUGUGCCAGAAAACCCGGCAAGAAAAUAUGUAGAAAAGGAGGUCCUCUUUCAAAGAAACAGAAUGAUGAUUUAGCUGAUAAUGACGGUGCUGAGGAUGAAGACAUUCGUGAAAGCGGGAGCCCCAAACCUGUGAUGGUUUUCGUUCACGGUGGAUCGUACAUGGAAGGAACAGGAAAUAUGUUCGACGGAAGCAUCUUAGCCAGUUACGGCAAUGUCAUCGUCAUAACCGUCAACUAUCGGCUUGGUGUGCUCGGUUUUUUGAGCACGGGAGACCAAGCUGCCAAGGGAAACUAUGGACUUCUAGAUUUAAUCCAGGCCCUGCGCUGGACAAGUGAAAACAUUGCUUUCUUUGGGGGUGACCCUUUACGCAUUACUGUAUUUGGGUCUGGGGCCGGGGCCUCCUGUGUCAACCUGCUGACUCUUUCCCAUUAUUCUGAAGGUAACCGUUGGAGCAAUUCAACCAAAGGUCUUUUCCAAAGGGCAAUAGCCCAAAGUGGCACAGCCUUGUCCAGCUGGGCAGUCAGCUUCCAGCCGGCAAAGUAUGCCCGCAUGCUGGCCAAGAAGGUGGGGUGCAACCUCAAAGAUACAGUGGAGAUGGUUGAGUGCCUACAGAAAAAACACUACAAAGAACUAGUGGAGCAGGACAUCCAGCCUGCUCGCUACCACAUCGCCUUUGGACCUGUAAUUGAUGGUGAUGUUAUACCCGAUGACCCUCAGAUCCUCAUGGAACAAGGGGAGUUCCUCAACUAUGACAUCAUGCUGGGCGUCAACCAAGGCGAGGGACUGAAAUUUGUGGAACUUAUAGUGGACAACGAGAACGGUGUGCAGGCCAACGAUUUUGACUAUGCCGUGUCAAGUUUUGUGGAUGAUUUAUAUGGCUACCCUGAGGGGAAGGACAUUCUGCGGGAGACCAUUAAAUUCAUGUACACUGACUGGGCUGACCGCCACAACCCAGAGACUAGAAGAAAGACCCUGCUGGCACUCUUCACAGAUCAUCAGUGGGUUGCACCAGCAGUGGCCACAGCAGACCUACACUCUAGCUUUGGCUCACCUACUUAUUUUUAUGCCUUCUACCAUCACUGCCAAACAGAGCAGGUGCCACCCUGGGCUGAUGCUGCACAUGGCGAUGAGAUCCCUUAUGUGUUUGGGCUGCCCAUGAUCGGUCCAACUGAGCUUUUCCCAUGUAACUUCUCCAAAAAUGAUGUUAUGCUUAGUGCAGUCGUAAUGACCUACUGGACCAACUUUGCCAAGACUGGUGACCCCAACCAGCCAGUUCCGCAAGACACCAAGUUCAUUCACACCAAGCCUAACCGCUUUGAGGAGGUGGCCUGGACACGUUACAACCAAAAGGACCAGCUUUACUUGCACAUCGGCUUGAAGCCCCGUGUCAAGGAACAUUACCGUGCCAAUAAGGUCAACUUAUGGCUAGAGCUGGUGCCUCAUCUCCACAGCCUCAACGAGGUCAGCCAGAUAAUUUCCACCACCAAGUUGCCUCCACCUGAGGUCACUCCCCGUACGCCAAAGAAGAUCCCGGUCAACACCAAGAGACCCUACCCUACGCCGUUUCCCACUGAAACGCAGGACAGCCACAACCAGAACCAGAACCAACCUUUUUUAGUUGACCAACGGGACUACUCCACUGAACUAAGUGUCACUAUUGCUGUCGGUGCUUCAUUGCUGUUCCUCAACAUCUUGGCAUUCGCUGCACUCUACUACAAGAAGGACAAGCGAAGGCACGAGGUCCACCGACGUUGUAGCCCACAGAGGACCACAGCUAAUGAGCUGCCCCAUACACAAGAAGAGGAGAUUAUGUCUCUGCAAAUGAAACACAGCGACUUGGAGCGGGAGUGCCGGGAGGCCAUGCACCCGCAUGAAGUGGUCCUGAGAACUGCCUGCCCACCCGAUUACACACUAGCCAUGCGCCGUUCGCCGGACGACAUACCUCUUAUGACCCCCAACACCAUCACUAUGAUACCCAACAGCAUGCCAGGCCUCACCUCCUUACACCCCUUCAACAGUUACUCCAGCGGACAGAAUAACACCCUGCCCCAUCCACACCCUCAUUCACACUCCACCACUAGAGUAUAG